GCGGCAGCGGGCGGGCUCAGAAGUCGCUGACUGAGGAGCGAGCGAGCGGAGGAAGGCCGGAGGACGGCCGGGCCGGGCGGCGCAGGUGCUUCCUGGUGACAGUCAGAGGUCUCAAGCAACAUGCCGGAGCAGAGCAAUGACUACCGUGUGGCUGUGUUCGGCGCAGGGGGCGUUGGCAAGAGCUCGCUGGUGCUGCGCUUCGUGAAGGGCACGUUCCGGGAGAGCUACAUCCCCACGGUGGAGGACACCUACCGGCAGGUGAUCAGCUGCGACAAGAGCAUCUGCACGCUGCAGAUCACGGACACCACAGGCAGCCACCAGUUUCCGGCCAUGCAGCGGCUGUCCAUCUCCAAGGGCCACGCCUUCAUCCUGGUCUACUCCAUCACCAGCCGGCAGUCCUUGGAGGAGCUCAAGCCCAUCUACGAACAAAUCUGCGAGAUCAAAGGGGACGUGGAGAGCAUCCCCAUCAUGCUGGUGGGCAACAAGUGCGACGAGAGCCCCAGCCGCGAGGUGGAGAGCGGCGAGGCCGAGGCCCUGGCCCGGAAAUGGAAGUGCGCCUUCAUGGAGACCUCGGCCAAGCUCAACCACAACGUGAAGGAGCUCUUUCAGGAGCUGCUCAACCUGGAGAAGCGCAGGACCGUGAGCCUCCAGAUCGACGGGAAAAAGAGCAAGCAGCAGAAAAGGAAAGAAAAGCUCAAGGGCAAAUGCGUGGUCAUGUGAAGGCCGGUCCGUGGGAGGAGCCGUGGCGUGUCCCCCCCACCCCAUCCUGUCCCCUUCCCCUCCCCACGUGACACCCCCCGUCGUCAGGGUAGCAUGUAUGAUGCCCACGUAUUCAAUAUCGCCUUUGGACCGAGGCGGGCCCUGUUGUCCCCGAGAGGGCCUAUCACACCACCACCAAUAAGCACCCCCUCUCCAGAAUCAGGGAUUCCGCCCAACGGCUCAGAUGGAGGCCGCUGUGCCCAGCAUCGCAGGGAACUGAGAGAGGCGCCGGCCGUCUCUGAAGGCGGCUCAUCCCGGAGGAGGCAUCGGGCCGGCAGCCGCGGGAGCAGCCUGGGCUGGGGGAAGCAGGUCCCAUCUGCAUGCGUGUGACAGCGUGUGACCCUGCACCUGCCCCCCCCCCCCCCCCGCCCAAGACCAGGCCUUUCCCUCCGCUUGCUUGGGGGCUGGACACCCUCGGGGGCGGGAGGGGUGGGAGCCCAGGCCAUCGUUGUUCCAUUUCAGGUCCUUUAGCUGAAUUACAGAUAACACGGCAUGGCGUCCCCCCGAGGGUGCUCACUGUUGGGUCCCUGACCCGUGAGCCUCGCCGCUCUAAGGGGAGGCACUCCCAUCACUAGACCUAGUUAGCAGGUGUCCCUGUCACCUUUUGGAGUAUUUAUUUCACCUACAAUGGUGAGUUCACAAAGGGCAUCCUGCUGGGUCAGAGACCCUUCAGGGUGGGAGUGACGAUGUUUUGACAUGACUAGCGCAGUAUGGUAACGCUCUGUGUGUUACCCUCGAGAGUUCUAGAAAUGUGCUUUUUCCUUCCUUUGACCCAUGAGGGGUCUGCUUCUUGCAGCCCCUCAGAUUUUAAAUAAAUGCGAUUAAAGUAGCUAGUUUUAGACAAUUAUUUUCCCUCCAAGAUGGUUUCCUUGUUUUCAGUAACUCCAUUUCUAUCCAGCUGGGAGCAGCCAACAGAGGCCAUCCGGAGACCAGAAGCACAUCCGUUUUCUAAAUCACAUGGAUAUCUAUACGCCAUACUUUGCAGCUCAAAGAAAUACCUUGAAACAGAAGUUGUUCACCGUGUUUUUGAUGGUCUGUCUAUAACAAAAGUAUAUUCCUGGAAAACAUGUUCAAGUAAUAGAUUAUCUUGCAUGCUCCAUUACCAGUGUCUUCUAAGAGCCGUUCAAUGCGCUGUUCACUCCGGAAACAAUUAUCUUUUCCUCUUCAUGACCUUGUGUGCAUCCUUACUCCUCCAGACCGAAUCAGGGCCUCUGCGGGUUCCUGCACGCUGGCGAGGAGACAGGAUGGCGGCUGGACGCUCAGUUUAACUGCUCUGCCCAGUCUGGUUUGGCUCUGCUUCCAGAAAGUUCCCACUGACAGAGCGCGCGAGUCCUCCUGUUUGUUCCGGUCGGCGUAGCUCACACUGGCCCCGAUUCCAGAAUCUUCCUUUCAGCAGGGCCUCUUGCCUGGCAGGCGGAGGAAGCUGGAGGGUGUGCCGUGGGCCCCGGGCUGGUCCGGGGAGCCCCCGGCGGUCGGGCCGCCGCAGAGUGGUCAAGUUGCGGACGUUUGCAUGCAGCCCCUUCGGUUCUGCUUGUCUCUCCUGCAGCCGCCGUGUCUCGCUGCCUCAGCAGGGCUCCGGCCGCGGGCAGCUCCGUGCACUCGGCACACCCCCCGUCGGCCCUUUCUGGCUCAGCGUCCUUAGCUUUGCUCUUCCUCUGUGCUCUGCUAGCAAGUCUCCGUGUGGUGGUGCGUGCGUGGGAGGCGCCUUCGAGAACCCACCGCCCCACGUCUUCCCGCGUCCUGGCCUCCUAGAGGCACCCUGAGCAGGGACGACGUGGACACGGCCUGGGUGCCAGUGGGGUCGGGGGGCCCAGAACGACGCCUCAGCCAGACCGCAGGCCCCGGCAGGUCCCGAGGGAGGCCCCGUCCCCGUGGUGGCUGCCCCGCAGCCUUCACAGUGACACCUAGCUGGUGAAUCUUCUAGAACGUGUAUUUUUCAACCUAUCCCUAUUUUGUUUUUCUAUUUCUAUUCUCAGAGACAUGUGGUCGGUUUGUCAUUUGGAUGUGGGUUAAGUGGAAGAAGAAACAGGACGUCAUGGCCACAAUCGGAGGCUGGGGUCUGUCAUGAGCGGUGUGUCCCUGAGGCUCCCUGCCAGGAGCCCUGUUCCCACUGAUAGAAGUCACAGUUCCCGUUCCGCCUCUCACGUCCCUGUCUGCCGUUCAGGUGUUUAGAGAUUCAUCGAUAGGAGGAGCUUUUAAUGAUUGAAAACCGGGGUGUAUUCAGGACCCAUUUUGUUCCUUUGUACUUUGCCCGUGAGUUUAUAGGAAGGCCAUUGACGCCUCAGUCUCGGGUCUCCGUUCUGCUGUAUUUUCUGUGAACCGCGCUGAGGGUUUGAUGAGGAUCUCAAAAUAGCCUUUGUCCUCAAAGGCUAUCCCCAGUUGUCUCAGGGCUCGAAGAGUUAGUUGCACUGAAUCGGGUGUGUUUAGUAUCUAUGUGGCCCCGUUCUGAGUGUGUCGCUGUGGUUCUGGAGGACCCGUCCUACGUUGCACACGGGCACAGAAGUUGUUGGCCUGGCCACAGGACGUCACGAAACUCAAAAUACUGCUUUGAAGGUGGCAUUCCGGGGAUAAGCCUGGGGCUCCACGAGUCGCCUCCUGUCCCUUCCGGUCCCUCCUCCAUCUGGUGACAAGCCAUGGGCGUGCCCUGGGCAUGCAUGCAAUACAGCAAGACCAACACAAGAGCAAUACUGAAUUGUUCAUUAGACCUAAAAUUAUAUAUAUAUAUGUCAUAUAUAGAUAUAUAUAUAUAAUUUAUCUUCCUGCAUUUUUGAAGUAUAAAGCAGUACAUUGUACAUAUCUGUAAGCUAGCAUACUUGUUUCACCAUUUCUAAUACUGAAGAAAUGUUCAUUCUUUGUAGAACAAAACUGUUAGAGGUUUUAAAUGCUGCUCUGUGAUACUUAAUUUCCUUUUCAAGAUUUGUAAUGUGUCGCACCUACAUAAGCUCUCUGGAAGCAUCCAUCACUAAUGGGACACACGUAAACCCUCAGAGCUCCAUCCUGGAACUCGGUCCCCCACAGAGACCGUACGUGGACAAGAGUAUUUACAGAGCAUGACUUUUCUACAUGUGGGAUAUCAACGUGUCUAUUUAUAUUUACGGUGUAUAUUGUUACAAUUCCAUUGUCGAUUCUAUUUUAUUUACUCUUCAGUUAUAAAAACCAGCCUUGCAUACCAGUUUCUAGUUGCCAGUGAUGUUCUCUAUAAUGGAACCUGUUGAAAUAAAGCUUCAGUUCUGACCC
This is a messenger RNA of Neomonachus schauinslandi (Hawaiian monk seal), 3996 nucleotides long. RefSeq names its product DIRAS family GTPase 2 (gene DIRAS2). Gene Ontology annotation, cellular component: plasma membrane. The coding region runs from base 121 to 720 and encodes 199 amino acids. Gene Ontology annotation, molecular function: GDP binding; GTPase activity; GTP binding. Lineage: Eukaryota; Metazoa; Chordata; Mammalia; Carnivora; Phocidae. The transcript is spliced from 2 exons. The record is from RefSeq and is a predicted model, not a curated record. Gene Ontology annotation, biological process: signal transduction.